Molecule: messenger RNA, 1063 nt
Organism: Ilex paraguariensis (yerba mate)
Lineage: Eukaryota; Viridiplantae; Streptophyta; Magnoliopsida; Aquifoliales; Aquifoliaceae
Source: the annotation of a GenBank genome assembly
AUGGCAGCCAUGGCAAGGCUUCUGGCAUCAGGAAGUGUCUCGCAAAAUGUUGCAGAGGAAGUUGGUCACCAGAAAUUAGCAGCACAAUACAUUCUUAGAGAAUUGCGUGAAGCAGAUGAAGCGAAUCUUCUCGACGAAGAAGAUAUGCAUAUAUUUGACUUGAGGCCUAUGACAGAUCCUUUGCAUUUGGUGUGUUGCAAUGCUUGUAAGAAGCCAGUCAAGGCCAGCCAAUAUGCUGCUCAUGCAGAGGUUUGCAAGUCAUUAAAUUUUGCGGAAGAAGGUAUAUCGGAGCUUGAUGGUGGUACGGGUCACAAGAAGCCUCCUAGGAAGGAGAAGAAAAAGUCAUCAACUGCUUAUGCUGGCAGAGAGUACCCCAAAAGAUCAAGUGGUGGAAGCGAAAAGACUCAUGAUCAUGAGGAUCAAAUUCAAAUGCCUAGGCAAGUCCAUGAUUAUUGCUCACUGGCCAAAGAUAUUCCAGUUCCCCUGGCGACCAAAAUGUUCUACUCUCAAAGAAACCAUCAGCUACGAUGUGAACUCACUCAUCUAUAUUACCAGGCAUCAACUAAGGAACAUUGCGGUGACUUGCUAAAGGGAAAUGCAAUGCCAUCAUGGAGUUCAACUCCAACCAAGUUAUCUCAUGAACAAAGAAAUAACCAGCAGGAAAAGAGACAAAAACAGUUUCCUGCUGAUCAAUUUCUUACCCAAAGUUCGGCAGUAUACUUGGGUAAAUCUGGAGGAUACCCGCCAGCCAUGAAGCUGUCAAACCAGUUUCCUGUGAAUAAUGUCAUAGGUCCUCAUACAUCUGUUGCAAUGAUGCAAAGCAAUAAUCUUUCAAAACCAUACUCUUUUGCAGGAAGGCCACUAGGGACCCUGCAGCAGCCUAAAGGAAGUGUUCCUGUUGUAUAGGAAUUCUGGAUGAAAUUUUUGGUAGGCAAAGGUGAUCUUUUUUUACCCCAACUUGUGAGGGUAGGAUUUUACAUCAAAAUUAGCAAAGCAAAAUACGGGACAAUGUUCAUUCCAGCAACGUAUCAAACUGGACAGCUACCUUCUUUUUUUUUUUUUU